Molecule: messenger RNA, 813 nt
Organism: Raphanus sativus (radish)
Lineage: Eukaryota; Viridiplantae; Streptophyta; Magnoliopsida; Brassicales; Brassicaceae
Exons: 1
Coding region: 264-653 (129 amino acids)
Source: RefSeq, a predicted model, not a curated record
CGCUGUUUUGGUUGGUAUAGCCGUUAAAACCAACAACUGUUCCUACUCAUACACGAAUAAUCAAUUUUCCAUUUCUAAACAUUACUAUUUUUUUUCUUAAAUUAGAAAUAAAUAAAAGAAAGUAAAUUAUUCUCUGUCAAAGAUUUUUCCUGAAUCAUUCUUUCCCUUUUCUGUAAUUCAGAAUUACUAAUUCUCCUGUCGUUGUUUCCUUUCUAGAAAAGAAAAGAGAUGAAACAACAGACUCAAGAAUCCAAAUCUAGGCAAUGUCGACGUUUUCGCCGUCGUUAGCCGUCCUUUCUCUGAUUCUUCUAGGCCUAUCUCUGGUUUCAUCUAAUCCAUCGACGGAGAUCAACAAGGGAGGAGAGAUUCGAUUACCUUCGGAGAAGACCAACGGCGAAUUCUGCGGAGAAACGUCUAAACCGGGUUCUUGUCCGGUUAAAUGUUUUAGGGCUGAUCCGGUUUGCGGCGAAGACGGUGUUACUUACUGGUGCGGAUGUGCAGAUGCUUUGUGCCACGGCGUUCGUGUUUCUAAACAUGGAGCUUGCGAUGUUGGUAAUGGCGUUGGGUUGUCUGUUCCUGGACAAGCUUUGCUUCUGAUCCACAUUGUCUGGUUGAUGGCUCUUGGGUUUUCGAUUCUUUUUGGUCUCUUCUGAUUUCGUUAAUUAAUUAUUUUUUUGUGUGGAUAAAGAAGAUAUAGAGAGAGAUAAAUAGGUUUUGAGAUUGCAAUCUUUUGCUAAUAUUCUUUGAGAGAAUGUUUUUUUUUGUAUUUGAUUUGUGCUGAAAAUUAAUACAAGAAAAGGCGUUUCUGUGAAA